This is a messenger RNA of Pygocentrus nattereri (red-bellied piranha), 5382 nucleotides long. RefSeq names its product glutamate receptor, ionotropic, N-methyl D-aspartate 1a (gene grin1a). Gene Ontology annotation, molecular function: NMDA glutamate receptor activity. Gene Ontology annotation, biological process: regulation of membrane potential; monoatomic ion transport; chemical synaptic transmission. NCBI's taxonomy places the organism in Eukaryota, Metazoa, Chordata, Actinopteri, Characiformes, Serrasalmidae. The record is from RefSeq and is a predicted model, not a curated record. The coding region runs from base 1 to 2913 and encodes 970 amino acids. Gene Ontology annotation, cellular component: neuron projection; plasma membrane; synapse. The transcript is spliced from 23 exons.
AUGCGUCUGCUCCUGCUGGCGGCGCUCUUCUCCUGCUCGUGCGUGCGCGGCGGCUGCGAGCCCAAGGUGGUGAACAUCGGGGCCGUGCUGAGCCAGAAGAGGUACGAGCAGGUGUUCAAAGAUGCAGUGGCCCAGGCCAACCUGGUGUACGGCAGAGACAAGUUCAAGCUGACCGCCAUCUCUGUCACACACAAGGCCAACGCUAUACAGAUGGCACUGUCCGUGUGCGAGGACCUCAUCUCCAGCCAGGUCUACGCGAUUUUGGUGAGCCACCCUCCACAGUCCAGCGAUCACCUCACGCCCACUCCGGUCUCCUACACCGCUGGUUUCUACCGCAUCCCUGUGGUCGGCCUCACCACCAGGAUGUCCAUCUACUCUGAUAAGAGUAUCCACCUGUCCUUCCUGCGCACCGUGCCGCCGUACUCGCACCAGGCGCACGUGUGGUUCGACAUGAUGCGCGAGUUCCGCUGGAACCACAUCAUUCUGAUCGUCAGCGAUGACCACGAGGGCCGAGCGGCCCAGAAGAGACUGGAGACCCUGCUGGAGGAGAGAGAGACCAAGAAUAAAAAAAGGAACUAUGAAAACCUCGACCAACUGUCCUAUGACAACAAGCGAGGACCCAAGGCAGAUAAAGUCCUCCAGUUCAACCAAGAGACUAACUUAACUGCCCUGCUGCUGGAGGCCAAAGAGCUGGAGGCUCGCGUGAUCAUUCUCUCCGCCAGUGAAGAGGACGCUGCUGCCGUGUACAAGACAGCACGGUUCCUCAACAUGACCGGCUCAGGCUACGUGUGGCUGGUCGGAGAGCGGGAGAUGUCCGGUAAAGCUCUGAGUGAAGCUCCAGACGGCUUGAUUGGCCUCCAGCUCAUCAACGGCAAGAAUGAGUCGGCCCACAUCAGUGACGCCGUGGCAGUGGUGGCUCAGUCCAUACAGGAGCUGUUUGAGAAGGAGAACAUCACUGAGCCGCCUCGAGGCUGCGUGGGCAACACCAACAUCUGGAAGACUGGGCCGCUCUUUAAAAGAGUCCUGAUGUCCUCCAAAUAUCCAGAAGGCCUUACAGGCCGUGUGGAGUUUAAUGAUGAUGGAGACAGGAAGUAUGCCCAUUACAGCAUCCUCAACUACCAGAAGAGCAGACUGAUCCAAGUUGGAAUUUACAAUGGAACUCAGGUGGUGUUGAACAAACAAAGGAAGAUCAUCUGGCCUGGAGGAGAGACAGAGAGGCCCAGAGGUUUCCAGAUGUCUACAAGGCUAAAAAUAGUCACCAUACAUCAGGAGCCCUUUGUGUACGUGAAACCAACUAUGCAGGAUGGGACGUGCAGGGAAGAGUUUACACCCAAUGGAGUCUUAAUUAAAAAGGUGAUCUGCACUGGACCAAAUGAGACCAUCCCAGGUAACACAACAGGACGCCCAAUAGUGCCUCAGUGCUGCUAUGGAUUCUGCAUCGACCUGCUGAUCAAGCUGGCCAUGACUAUGAAUUUCACCUAUGAGGUCCACCUGGUGGCUGAUGGGAAGUUUGGAACGCAGGAGAGAGUGAACAACAGCAACAAGAAGGAGUGGAAUGGCAUGAUGGGAGAGCUCCUGAGUGGCCUUGCAGACAUGAUUGUGGCUCCACUGACCAUAAACAAUGAACGAGCUCAGUACAUAGAAUUCUCCAAACCGUUCAAAUACCAGGGACUCACCAUCCUUGUGAAAAAGGAAAUCCCUCGCAGUACACUGGACUCGUUCAUGCAGCCGUUCCAGAGCACGCUGUGGCUGCUGGUGGGUCUGUCGGUGCAUGUGGUGGCGGUGAUGCUUUACCUACUAGACCGGUUCAGCCCGUUUGGAAGGUUUAAAGUAAACAGUGAAGAAGAAGAAGAAGAUGCCCUCACCUUAUCUUCAGCUAUGUGGUUCUCCUGGGGAGUCUUGCUGAACUCCGGAAUUGGAGAAGGCGCCCCGCGCAGCUUCUCAGCGAGAAUCUUGGGUAUGGUGUGGGCUGGUUUUGCUAUGAUCAUUGUAGCAUCCUAUACUGCCAACCUGGCUGCCUUCUUGGUGCUGGACCGGCCUGAGGAGCGCAUCACCGGCAUCAACGACCCAAGGCUGAGGAACCCAUCAGACAAGUUCAUCUAUGCCACAGUGAAGCAGAGUUCUGUGGACAUCUACUUCCGGCGCCAGGUCGAGCUGAGCACCAUGUAUCGGCACAUGGAGAAGCACAACUACGAGAGCGCCGCUGAGGCCAUCCAGGCCGUUCGGGACAACAAGCUGCAUGCUUUCAUCUGGGACUCUGCGGUGCUGGAGUUUGAAGCCUCGCAGAAGUGCGACCUGGUGACCACGGGAGAGCUGUUUUUCCGUUCGGGCUUUGGCAUAGGCAUGCGCAAGGACAGCCCCUGGAAACAGAAUGUGUCCCUGGCUAUUCUCAGUUCCCAUGAGAAUGGCUUCAUGGAGGACCUGGAUAAAACCUGGGUGAGAUACCAGGAGUGUGACUCAAGGAGCAAUGCCCCAGCCACACUCACCUUUGAGAAUAUGGCAGGUGUUUUCAUGCUGGUAGCUGGAGGCAUUGCAGCAGGGAUCUUCCUCAUCUUCAUUGAGAUCGCAUACAAGCGCCACAAAGACGCCCGCAGGAAGCAGAUGCAGCUAGCCUUUGCGGCCGUCAACGUCUGGAGGAAGAACCUGCAGGACAAUAAGGAGAGUUCUGGGAGUCAAGUUGCGGGCGCAGCUGGGACUCCAUCUUUACCCUCUUCCUCUGUAGGGACUCAGGAUGAUAGGAAAAGUGGUAGAGCAGAGUCCGACCCCAAAAAGAAACCCUCUUUUAGGUCCAUCAGUACCACCCUGGCCUCCAGCAUCAAGAGACGUAGGUCCUCCAAAGACACGCAGUACCCACCCACAGAUAUCUCGGGCCAGCUCAACCUGUCCGACCCGUCGGUGAGCACUGUGGUGUGAGACAGAGACAGAGAGAGAGAGAGAGAGAGAGAGAGAGCACGAGAGGGCCAUGUCCACUUCUCACAGACAAAAGGGAGGGGGGGACUGGAAAUCGGCUGAGGGGGCUUUUCCCCUUUCUGAACAUUUGAUGCCACUCAAGCUUCCGCACCUUUACAAAGAGACAUGAGUGGAUCUCCUAAUCUUCUGUAGUGGAACCUCUCCGGACUCAGAUGGCGUUGAUUUUACAGAAGCGGCAGAACGCCCCAUCGCACCGGAGUUCAUAGAACCACUGCACCACUGCACACACACACUAACACAUGCACUCGCAAAUAUACGCUCAACCUGGGAUGCGUGAUCAGAGUUCAUUUAAUCUUAGCAAUGAUUUCUUUAUUCUUUUUGUAUAGGUUAGUGUAGUGAGUGUUAUGUUGUCGCUGUAUAUAUCGUUUAUCUCUCUGUAGACAGAGACCAAGCAGCCUAUUACUAUUUCUCCAAGGUUUGUGUUUUAUGAGUUGUUCUAGGUGUGAGGAUACUUUUGAAGUUAAAGGGCCCAUAUCAAGACGUACCGUUCAUUCACCGGUCCAUACAAUCCAUGUGUGGAAAACUAAGCUGCCCAUUGUGAAUUCACUGUUUUUGUGAUGCCAUGAAAUCAAGCCGUUGAAUUAUAUCCACCUAUUCAGGCUUAUGGUAGUUUAGCGCUGCCCGUUCACAUCAAGUUACAAGGAGUGUUUACUUCUUUUUGAAUUAGGCAACCGAUCAGAACAUUAUGUCAGUCUUAAAGGCACAGUAACAAAAAUAACUUAAAUCCAGUGAGUAAGAAGAGCUUGGAAAAGUGGUCCUGUAGAAAGGAAUGGCACAUAAACAUGAGCGAAAACAUACAAUACAAGGAACGUGUGGGAUAUGGGCUCUUUAACACAUUUACCUAUUUUAUACUCGAUAUUUAUCUUGCUUUCUGUUUGUUUUGAAGUCUUUGUCUAUUUAUUCUGUAAAGCGACAGCAGCAUACAAGAACGCAUGCAAAUACUAGUGCAAAAUUAAGUUUAGUGCAUUGUCAAUAGUGCUAAUACUGGAAAUGCUAUUUCUAAUGAUAUUACAAUACUUGUAUGUGGCACUUCACAACAUGCAACCUUAUUUUACAUGUAAUUGUUCUUUGUUUUGUACUCGGUACCAUUUGUAUCCCCUCAAAAGUCGUGACUUCUUCGACAGUUGGCCACCUGCAUGUCAGAAGCAUGUGCAACAUCUCAUCUGUCACUCAGACUGACGUGCCCCCGCCGCAGUGGUUCCCUGUUCAUUGGAAACUGAACUGAACACACUGUUGACAAAGAGCUGUUGGCCUAGUUCAUUUCAUAGUUAUGACGCUAAAGAGUCACUAACAUCUGUCUGAUACAGAUAAGGAAUUCUUUCAUUUAAGAAAUAGGAUCAUAGCGUAAUUCAUCUUCGAUGUAAUGUCUGCUUUAAAACGAAAAGCUCUAAGUAGGACUUCUCUAAGUAGGACCCCCCCCCGCCCGUUCCUCUCUCUCUGAAGUUCUUGCUGCAGUCUUUCUCAUCUUCAGUCUCUAUGGGGUGCAUCAAAGGGCCAGGUUUUUCAUCCAAUCAGCACUUGGUCUCUCAUGCAAAACCGCCUCUGUGAGGCCUUUUACGUGGGUAAAAUCCAAGUGAUUCACCCUGAAUUGCUUUGGUGCUGCAAACUUGGACACACCUCUUGGUUAGAUGCAAAAACAGGCCGUUUCCCGCAUUCUGGGGUUGAGAAACAUUGGCUCUACUACACAGCAAAAGGACAGCCUGCAAUAGACAAGCAUUUACUGAAGUCCUACUGAGGAAUACGUAACCAGCCGUUAGAAAGCUAAUUACGUAAUCUUGAAGCCAUGUGCACAGUCACGUCGUUGCAAGUGGCCAGAUGAUGAUUUCAAAACCCUUAUCUGAGGUUAAUGUCAUUGUUUAGCAUGUCAUAAGUCAGUAUGUCAUGACUGUAAAGAAACACCCUUUUGGUGUCAGUUCUGAGCUUAAAAGUGACUUUUUUCAACUGGAUGUAGUUUUUAUGACCACUCCGUCAGGCCGAUGAGCGCAUGCAUGUUUUUAAGAGCUGUUUAUUCAGAUAUUAAGAGUCAUAGUCUGCAUAUCCGCAGCACCCACUAUCGUAUUUGCUUUCAGGGCUAAUGCAGUAUUUAUGUCAUGUUAGUAAUGGUGGGGAGUAUUGGUGACUGCUUUCUAAUGAACUCAUGAUAAGGGAGUUCACUGACAGUCCACUGUCGUUGUGUAAAUGAUGUAAAUAAUAAGACUAUUGACUCACCGUCAUACUCACAAGCCAUAAUCUACUGAAAACACAAGCGUUAGACUUAUUUAAAUGAGAAUUACAUUGAUGGUUGCUUUUGAGUUUAUUUUUCAAACUGAACGAAGGAAACCUUUUUUUUUUGUUUGUAUUUAGAUAAAAAUGCAGAUCAGAUUUCUAUGUGCCAAUAAAAAUAUGUACUCAUGUCAAAUGCAGACCACAGAC